Cooperia oncophora is the source of this 546-nucleotide messenger RNA. Lineage: Eukaryota; Metazoa; Nematoda; Chromadorea; Rhabditida; Trichostrongylidae. The record is from the annotation of a GenBank genome assembly.
AUGCCCCGUUGCGUAGAAAGGAGUAUGGCUGGUUCAUUUGCUCCUGUAGUAAUGUACAUGGGGAAUCAAGUCCAGUGUUCCAAUUGUAUUGAGCAGCGGGAAUGGAAUAGAUGUAUGGGAGUAGCUUUUAAUAGUUCAAAGCAAGAGAUUCUAGAGCUCUGUCAGACCAGAGAGUCUGGUCGAAAGAACGCUCAAGAUUCCCUGGCCCGAUCGAAGGCGGCUACUAAGCAGCUAAUGAAAGGAACUAUGGAACAAUUAGAUGAUAAUAUGGAUAACCAUCAGCCUGGUAGUUUUGAUGAUUUUUACGAGAAGGCUCUGCGGUAUUUGGCGCCUCAGACGUGUCUGGGUUGCUGCAAUAGUGCGGUGGAGGGAAACAACUUAAUGUGCAAACUUCGCGCACUCGAGCGACUGAGAGACGCCCUCAAGGAGAAGAUGGAAGAGGAAAAGAGGAUUAACCGCAGGGCGCUGAACGGAUUGGCUAAUAUCCGUGAAGCUCACAAUGAGUUUCGUGGAGAAUGGUUUCGGGUAAUGAUUCUGUUGUUAUAA